GGGAGGAGGAGGAGGAGUAACCGGACACCGACCCCCCAGAGCUGCUGCUGGCUGCUCAGAGUGGAGCAGAGCCCGGCGGCAGCAGCAGCAGCGGGGCGGUCACCUAGUUAACCCCGCAGACAGAGAGCGGAGGCGCGGCGGAGCAGAGCAGGAGGCUCCGGUCCUCCCUGCCGAACUUUCCCCGGCUUUGAACCUCUUUCAGCGGUUGCUGCCGCUCCACAGAGCUGCGUGGACGAAUAACGGAGUUCUGCGAAAGUGGGAGAAGUUCCGUCCUAAGCAGCCUGACAGCCGCUGAGAUGAAGAAGAACAGCUCCGGGAAACGGGGCCCGGCGGACUCGGCGCAGCAGAACUCUCCACCAGACAAAGCGGGCUGGAUCAAAAAGUUCAGUGGGAAGGGGAUCUUCAGGGAGAUCUGGAAGAACCGCUUCGUGGUUCUUAAAGGAGACCAGCUGUUUAUCAGCGAGAAGGAGGUUAAGGAGCUGGGUCGGGCCGAUGAAGUCCUGGACCUGUCCGACUACGAACGCUGUGAAGAGAUCAGGAAGAACAAGAGCCGCAGCAAAAAGAACCACAGCAAGUUCAGACUGCAGCGCUGCAGCUCGCCCGGCAACACGGUUCCCAAUCUGGUGUUCUUGGCCCUGAGUCCAGAGGAGAAGGAGUCCUGGAUCAACAUCCUGAAUGUAGCCAUCACCAGAGCCAAGAACCGGAUCCUGGAUGAGGUUCUGGUGGAGGACUCACAGCUGUCCCAUCUGACCAGAGACCGAGCCAAGAUUCCUCAGAACCGCCGCCUUCCCUCCAGAGGCCACCUACUGGCCGUGGCCUCCACCUCCUCCUCAGACGGGAUGCUGACCCUGGACCUGAUCCAAGAGGAGGACACGGCGUCUCAGAAUGGACUCAACACCCAAGACCUGGACAAACCGGCCUCCCAGCUCAGCCCCGACUGUCCCAGGUCCCAGACAGACAGCGCUCUGUCGGCCGGAACAACCGAGUCUUCCACCAAGUCUCACAGUCUUCCCCGCGAGACGGUGGUGUGGCAGAAAACGGGUCAGAGCCGAACUCCUCAGCCGGACAAACGGCCCAGCGUGGCCGAGAAAAACCGCUGCUCCUCCAUGGACGAGAUCCUGAACCACUCCGAGACCAAAGGUGCCAAGAACAAAACCCCUGUGACAUCACAUUCUCCCACCGCCACGGCAACCGGAACCACGGCGCCCAUCAGCCAGCUGCAGGAGCUCAUCAGCAAGAAGCUGGAGAAGACGGAGAGGCUGCUGACGGAGGUCAGGAGUGACGCGGAGCCUGGGAAGGCGAAGGGGGGGAAACCGUCAGGGGAUGGGUCCCGCGCCGAGGCGGAGAGACUCCUGAAGGAGGCCGCUGAGGCCUGGAACCAGGCCCGGGAGGUUCUGGAGGAAGUCAAAGAGCUGAAGGCAUUGUACCAGCAGCUGCAACCCGGAUCCUCCCCCUCCAACAGCACCAAACAGAACCCUAACCGCAAGAGCCUGAUGUAGGCUGGGAGAGGACUUAGUGAGCUGAACCGGGGCGGCCAGGAAACCCGAACCGCUUACUGGACUUCAGACCAAGGGACCUAAAACUGGAAAAACCACUUUGCUUAUUUCAGGUCAGCUGGGUCCAAAAAAAACGUCUGAAAAAGCAACAGAACCUGAUCAGAUGAGCCUAAUGGUUCUGUUUUCAUAGAAUAAGCUGCUCCGGUUCUGUUGGACCUACUGUCCAGCUGACCUCUCUGGGUACCUGCUGUCUGUCAGGUGACUCCUCAGGUUUCAGCGGGUCGGGUCAAAUGUGGACCUGAGGUUCUGAGGUGAUCCGGGUUCGGGCGACCAAACUGUUCUGAUGCUUCUGUAGGAGCGAAAAUUAUUUAAAUGCUGCUUUUAUUAUUAUUUUUUGCUUCGGUCCAGUUGCUGAACUCAUCCAAACCCAAACUGAUUCAGAACCGACAGACAGCUGCUGGGAGCUCCGGAAUAUUCCGAAGAAAAACCAGCAGAUUUAUUUCUUCAUUUUACUACGGAAGAAAAAAUCAUGAAAGUAAAUAUCUUAACAUUGUGGUUCUGGAUGUGGUUCUGAACCAUUAA
Messenger RNA from Cyprinodon tularosa, 2078 nucleotides. RefSeq names its product pleckstrin homology domain containing, family O member 1b (gene plekho1b). Lineage: Eukaryota; Metazoa; Chordata; Actinopteri; Cyprinodontiformes; Cyprinodontidae. The transcript is spliced from 6 exons. Bases 297 to 1499 code for a protein of 400 amino acids. Gene Ontology annotation, biological process: regulation of myoblast fusion. Gene Ontology annotation, cellular component: muscle cell projection membrane; ruffle membrane. The record is from RefSeq and is a predicted model, not a curated record.